UGACCGAUUCGGUGAUAUUGCCAAAGGGACACUAAAGGGAAAGCAAAUCACCAUUCUAAAGCCUAAUACUUACAUGAAUCUCAGCGGAAAGGCAGUGCGUUUUUGGAUGAAUCAACUACAAAUCCCUAUCGAACAAGUAUUUAUUAUGGUGGAUGACCUUGCCUUACCUUUUGGUACAUUAAGAGUGCGUUCAAGUGGCAGCGAUGCAGGACAUAAUGGGUUAAAAAGUAUGCAAGCAGAGUUAGGCACUACUGCUUAUCCAAGAUUGCGUUUUGGUGUCGGAAAUGAUUUUCCAAAAGGGAAGCAGGUAGAAUACGUACUGGGAAGGUGGACUUCCGAACAAGAAACCGCACUCCCACUCAAGUUGGAAAAAUGUACAGAAAUCAUACAAUCAUUCUGUUUGGCAGGUAUUCAGAUAACCAUGAACCAAUUUAAUAAUCAGAAUUAUGCCGCUCAUGCCGCAGAAUUAAAAAACGAAAUCCCUACAGAACCGGUGGUUUUCAUGAAGCCGAUUUCAGCAUUAUUAAAAGGGAAUCAGCCUUUAUAUUACCCUUCUUUUACACAAAAUCUUCAUUAUGAAGGCGAAAUAGUCCUUAGAAUUGGCAAAAAUGGCAAGAAAAUCCAGGAAAAAUUCGCCAUGACUUAUAUCGAUGCUAUUACCCUUGGAUUUGAUUUUACCGCACGUGAUAUUCAAGAUAAGCUAAAGGCUAAAGGUUUACCUUGGGAGAUUGCUAAAGGCUUCGACGGUUCAGCAGCCAUU
This is a messenger RNA of Darwinula stevensoni, 760 nucleotides long. Lineage: Eukaryota; Metazoa; Arthropoda; Ostracoda; Podocopida; Darwinulidae. The record is from the annotation of a GenBank genome assembly.